CUACUGUCAGUUUAAUUACGUGUAUUAUUUCAAAUAAUGACAUUAAUGACCACGUGAUGAAAUCCAUGUAUAUAAGGCUUUGUGUUUACAAUACUGUACUAUGAACGAAACACGAUGAACAUUUCACUAGCAGCUCUUGUGAUACUGUCUUGUUAUUUACAGAUUAACCAGGUCCAGUCACAAUACGGAUCAUGUUACGGAGGGCAGCCUGUGUGUGGUAUCAACGGGAGGACGUACAGGAAUGAAUGUGUGGCUAGACGAAGAGGCAUCACCAUAGCAUGCCGAAGAAGGUGUCCUUGUAGGUCAGACUGUAUCUGUACCGCGGAAUACCAACCUGUGUGUGGAGGAAAUGGUCAAACCUACAGCAACAGUUGCAUGGCCAGAUGCGCAGGCACCACCAUAGCAUGCCGAAGAAGGUGUCCGUGUAGGUCUGACUGUAUCUGUACCGAGGAAUACCAACCUGUGUGUGGAGAAAAUGGUCAAACCUACAGCAACAGUUGCAAGGCUAGAUGCGCGGGUGUUAGAGUACAAUGUCCUUGGAGGUGUCCUUGCUUUGUUAUUGGAAAGUAAUCCGAUUUCGGAUAGAAGACAACAGUAUGGUCGCAUCGACAGUGGUCAUAUACAACUCCCUACCUAUCUAGCCACGAAGUUCCGGAGAGGGGGGCUGCUUGACUAAAAUUUACGACUGUGUCACUCAUUACUUGACAAAUUAAGCAUGCAGACUAAGUCAUUAAAUCUCCCUAACAGGAAUUCUUCAGCAACGAUCUAAGGAACAGAAUACAAAUAUAUAACAGACAGGUGUCAGGAAAACAGGUUGAAGUGUUUCAGAUUUAAAUAUUUCACUAGCAUACAUAUAUAGAGUUUUGAUAUGCGACCUAAUGUGCCAUAUUUAAUCAAAAUUUAUCUUAACAAGGAAAAAUAAAGCAUUUGAUUGAA
This is a messenger RNA of Mizuhopecten yessoensis (Yesso scallop), 936 nucleotides long. RefSeq names its product serine protease inhibitor dipetalogastin-like. The transcript has 5 exons. Gene Ontology annotation, molecular function: protein binding. The coding region runs from base 115 to 570 and encodes 151 amino acids. NCBI's taxonomy places the organism in Eukaryota, Metazoa, Mollusca, Bivalvia, Pectinida, Pectinidae. The record is from RefSeq and is a predicted model, not a curated record.